Messenger RNA from Anolis carolinensis (green anole), 3034 nucleotides. RefSeq names its product engrailed homeobox 1 (gene en1). Gene Ontology annotation, cellular component: nucleus. Gene Ontology annotation, biological process: regulation of transcription by RNA polymerase II; multicellular organism development; neuron differentiation. The record is from RefSeq and is a predicted model, not a curated record. The coding region runs from base 845 to 2044 and encodes 399 amino acids. The transcript has 2 exons. NCBI's taxonomy places the organism in Eukaryota, Metazoa, Chordata, Lepidosauria, Squamata, Anolidae. Gene Ontology annotation, molecular function: DNA-binding transcription factor activity, RNA polymerase II-specific; RNA polymerase II cis-regulatory region sequence-specific DNA binding.
UUUUUUAAAGGGAGAGUUUGUGGCAAGAUCGGAGCUGUCAGAGAUACAUAUUUUUUUUGGAGGGGGGUUGCUUUUAUUUAUAUAUAUAUAUAUAACGUCAAUAUAUUAGGCAGGAAGGGAAGAAAGAAGGCGGGGUGUGGGUUCAGAGGCUGAGAAAACAGAGGAGGGAGAAGAAGAGGAGGAAAGAAGAAGGAUUAGAAAUAAGCCCUGCACGUGCGAUCCGGCGAUUGACACCCUCCUCCGCGAGCAAACACUUCUUGGGGGAAGAAGAAGAGGAUGGAUGGGGCGAUGGUGAGGAAGACUUUGCGGGAGGGGGCGGGGUUUUGAAGGGGGCUGCUUGUGUGGUGAUCUUUUCUCCCCCUCCUUUACCCCCCCUUUUUUUUGGAGGGGGGGAAGGGGGAGCCCAGAGAGAGCGAGAGAGAGAAAUAAAACUGCCCCAAAACAGUUUGAAUCGCUCCAAAUGGAUGUCUCUCUCUAGUUGUGUGGGGAUCUUCUGCUCCCCCUCUUUUACCCUUUUUUUGAGGGGGAGGGGAAAGGGGGAGCCGAGAUAGAUAGAGAGAGAGAAAUAUAACUGCAAGAAAAAGCGACUCGCUCCCAAUGGAUAAUAUCUCUCUCUAGUCUGCUCCGAGCCAACAAGUGGAUUUGGUUUUUUGCCUUGGACAGCACUCCUCGGGUGGUGUUUUGGUUUGUGUUUUUCCCUAAAGAAGAUUAUAAUUGAAUUGGAAGCAAGGGUCCGGAGAAGGAGGAAAGAAAAGAGAGAAACAGAGACACAGAGAGAGACAGAGAAAGAGACACAGCGAGGAGAGCCAAGCCUGGCGCUUUCCGGUAGAGCUGGCGGCUGACUAUGGAAGAGCAGGCGGACCCUAAAAGCCAGCGAGAGCCUGCUCCUACCACUACCACCAUCGCCACCACCACCAGCGCCCUCAAUGCCAGCGCCACCAGCACCGCCAGCACCGCCAGCGGCAGCACCAGCAGCAGCGAUGGGGAAAGCCUCCCGGUCUCUCCCAGCAGCCACCCGCCCUUGUCUCCCGUCGUCUCGGUGGCCCACCACCACCCGCACCACCACCACCAUCACCACCACCACCACCACCCCCAGCACCACCAGCACCCCCUUCAAGCGCAACAGCGGCCGCCGCCUCCUCCUCCUCCUCCUCUUCCUCCUCCUCCGCCACAGCGCACCACCAACUUCUUCAUCGACAACAUCCUGAGGCCGGACUUUGGCUGCAAGAAGGAGCAGCAGCAGCUCUUGAUCUCACUCUCCGGAGGAGGAGGAGGAGGAGGAGGAAGCGGAGGAGGAGGAGGAGGAGGAGACCUAGACCGUGCGGGCAGCUCAGGUAGAGAAAACGUCAACCCACUGCUGGGGAGCAGGACCCCCAACCCGGCCUCCUCCUCCUCCUCUUCCUCCUCCUCCUCGGGGCUCCUUAGCGCAGAGUCAGAGACGGGCCCCUCUGCCACGGGCUCCAAAGCCAGCCCCACCGCCAAGCCCCCUUCCUCCUCUUCCUCCUCCUCUUCCUCCUCCUCCUCCUCUUCCUCUUCCUCCUCCUCCUGCUGCUCGGAAGGCAGCGGACCUCACCCGGCGAACUAUGGGGAGCACGCCAACCCGGCCAUCCUGCUCAUGGGCUCCAGUAAUGGAGGGCCCGCCGUGGGGGCCAAGGGCGAAGGGAAGCAGCCGCUGGUUUGGCCGGCCUGGGUUUACUGCACGAGGUAUUCAGACCGACCGUCCUCCGGUCCCCGCACGCGGAAGCUGAAGAAGAAGAAGAACGAGAAGGAGGACAAGCGGCCGCGGACGGCCUUCACGGCUGAGCAGCUGCAGAGACUCAAGGCGGAGUUCCAGGCCAACCGGUACAUCACGGAGCAGCGGCGGCAGACCUUGGCCCAGGAGCUGAGCCUCAACGAGUCCCAGAUCAAGAUCUGGUUCCAGAACAAGCGGGCCAAGAUCAAGAAGGCCACGGGCAUCAAGAACGGCCUGGCCCUCCACCUCAUGGCCCAGGGACUCUACAACCACUCCACCACCACCGUCCAGGACAAGGAGGAGAGCGAGUGAACGCGAGCAGAGCAGCGGGGACUCCUUGGGGUCAGGGAGGGGGUGGCUUGGUUUGGCUUCGUUUUUUAAAAAAACAAAGGAAAAUUAUUUUAUUCUUAAUAUUAUUAUUAAUUAUUAUUAUUAAUUAUUAUUAAUUAUUAUUAUUAUUAUGGACCUGGUCUCCAGGGGAAAAAAGACAAAGAAUCACCAUACAAAGACGAUUUGGACAAGUGUUGUCGAAGGCUUUUGUGGCCGGAAUCACUGGGUUGCUGUGAGUUUGUUCCCAGAAGCAUACUCUCCUGACGUUUCGCCUGCACCUAUGGCAGGCAUCCUCAGAAGUUGUGAGGUCAAGUCUUUUUGACUGCAGUGGCGCGUUGGAGGGUGUUAUUUAAAGCAAAAGAGAGGAGAAAGGAAGGGGGGGGGAUAAUCAAAUUUAUUGUCUGUUCAUAGUUCUAAGGAUUCCCAAGAAUGAACCGAACACUUACACAAAAACGAUCUCUAUAGCCAAACGUCGUACGAGCUUGUAUAUAUUUGAGUUCAGGUAAGGAAAAAGAACAAUUCAUAAGGAUAAUGUGUAUCGUUUCCCCAUCUUCCCUCCAUUCGCGUCCCCUCUUCACCCUCCUCGGGCCUUGAGUCUCUCUCCGACACUUGGUUAUUUUCUGAAUUGUCCAUCUUCCCCUCCCUUGGUUUCGAGGGCGGAGGGUUUGUUUAUGUCGGGCUUCCCAUCCCUGACCCACCCGCUCCCUUGCCUCCCUGGCCUCCCUGUGUGUGCCUUCACCUGCCCGGGUUUCGUGGGCGCGCGCGCCUCCCGCGUGGGCCCGCGUGGACGCGCGUGGGCGGGUGUGCCUGUGCUUCUCCUUCUCUCCUCCUCCUCCUCCUUCCCUUUUCCCCAGCCCACCAUCACCGGAUGACCCACAGACUGCGAGACUGAACCCCUUGCUGCAAGCCAAAGAUUUUUUUCUUAUGUUCAGAAACCUGUAGUCUGAAAUAAAGUGUAGAUUGUGUCCAGGA